This is a messenger RNA of Dufourea novaeangliae, 1569 nucleotides long. Its product is annotated as RNA-directed DNA polymerase from mobile element jockey-like. NCBI's taxonomy places the organism in Eukaryota, Metazoa, Arthropoda, Insecta, Hymenoptera, Halictidae. The record is from RefSeq and is a predicted model, not a curated record. Gene Ontology annotation, molecular function: catalytic activity. The transcript has a single exon. Bases 1 to 1569 code for a protein of 522 amino acids.
AUGGAUACGUUAAAAACAGUAAUUUGGAAUGCCAAUGGGCUACUUCAAAGAUUGCAAGAGCUGAAAGUUUUUAUACAUACAAAUAAAAUUGACGUUCUACUGAUCUCAGAAACACACUUCACGGUAAAAAGUUUUUUAAAAAUUCCACACUAUAAUGUAUAUGACACCAAACAUCCUUCUGGUAGGGGCCAUGGAGGUUCUGCGAUAAUUAUCAAGCAAGACAUCAAGCAUUUCUUCCUAUGCUCGUUCGCCGACGUCCACAUACAAGCUACCGCCGUAACUAUAAUCACAGAUUGUGGCAACAUUACACUGUCAGCUAUCUAUAGUCCUCCAAAACAUAAAAUAACGGUACAGCAAUACGAAAGCUUCUUCAAAUUAUUAGGUAAUAAAUUUAUUGCAGGUGGAGACUAUAACGCUAAACAUAAAUUAUGGGGCUCAAAAACAAUCACACCACGAGGUAAAAUUUUAGAACGAACUAUACGAAAACUAUCUUUAGAUACAAUAUCAACCGGUGAACCAACAUACUGGCCAUCGGCACAAGAAAAAACUCCAGGCUUACUAGACUUUGCAAUCACUAAAGGUUUACACAAACGCCACUUUGUAGCCCGUUCGUGCCUAGAUCUUACAUCAGAUCACUCUGCAAUUCUUACAGAUUUUUCAUCUAAACCAAUGUUCACGUACGGAACAAACCACUUAUACAACAAUAGCACCAAUUGGACCCAAUUUAAGGAUCACCUUGAAAUUAAAAUAAAUUGCAACAUACCACUAAAAACACCUGAACAAAUUGAAACAGCAGUUAUGAACUUCACUUACAUAAUACAAGAAGCAUGCUGGAUAGCCACUAAACAAACUGGAAACGAUAGAAAAUAUCUAUCCUUCCCUGACUAUAUUCUGCAGAAAAUAAAGAUGAAACGAAAAUUAAAAAACAUUUGGCAAAAACGCAAAACACAGCUCAACAAAAGCAGAUUAAACGCCAGUACUAAAGAAGUGAAACAAUUAAUACAAAACUACCUCAAUACUGAAUUUUACAAUUACAUAACAAAACUAUCACCCAAGGAGGACACGAAUUAUUCACUCUGGAAAGCCACCGAAAGAUUGAAAAGGUCAGCCAUUCUGCUACCUGCUAUAAAGAAAAAUGACUUUAGCUGGGCUAGGAGCACGCUUGACAGAGCAAAUGUUUUUGCUGAACACAUACAACACACUUUUAAACCAAAUACAGGCAGCUGUAAUAUUACUCCACAAGUAACUCCGCAGCCCACAACUGAGCACCAGGUACAAAUUAUAUCACCAACUACGGUAAAAGAAGUUACCCGCCUUAUUCAUGAAACUCGGGAUAAAAAAACGCCUGGGUUUGAUAUGAUAACUGGUAAGAUCCUCAAGGAACUUACACCCAAAGCGGUAAGAAUGCUCACUAUAAUCUUUAACGCGGUUCUAAGAAGUAAAUAUUUCCCUGUAAACUGGAAGUUAGCUCAGGUCAUUAUGCUGCCAAAACCAAAGAAGGAUCCUCACUUGCCAUCGUCAUACCGACCGGUCUCGCUUCUACCGCUAAUGUCUAAACUUUUAGAAUAA